AAAUGAUGGGGAGAUAAGAGUCACAGACAGUCACAAUGACAGCUCAGCGUGAACACACACACACAGGUUAUUUUCCUUGGCAUAAGCUUUUUAUACUUUGUAAUCAUCUUUGUUUUUUUUCUUCACUUUCUGUCCAUAUAUGUCUACAGAUAUACACACAGCACAUAUAUGAUUACAGUUAAUGUAAAUAAGAUAAUGUAUAGUGAUCACCAUAGAAUUAAAAUACCGGUGUUCGGGUAUCGGCAAAUUGUUUGAAGCGAAUCGAAAGAGAGAGAGAAAGAGAAAGAGAAAAAAGGCACCUUUUCUCUCUCUUUUUUUAUCCUUUCCUUUUUUAUACAUGACUUUAUCUGGAGUUCAGAUUUCAGCUAAAUACAUUGCUUAUUCACAUACAACCUGUGCUUAUAUCGCAUUCGCUCUAGCACUCAUUGUAGGCUGCUACACGCAUUACGAAAAGAUUGUACAAAACGAAUACUUUGGAUAUCCUGACGAAUGGAUUCCAAGUGUGAGCGCGACAACAGGUGAUAGAUACCCAGCACGAGCCAUCUUUCAGAUAUUUAUCGCGCUUACUUCGGGUCCACGACUAGCUCUUGUCUUUUUAUGGUACCUGCUGAGCCAGAACAGGUUUUUACUUAUUGUUGGUCUUAUCAGGACCGUGUCUUGUGGUGGAUGGGUCUAUAUCACAUCUACAGAUGACCAUUCAACGCACGAUGUGGCCAUGGUUAUCUAUGUGCUCUGUACUCUGCCUUGGAUGCUGAGUGUCCUGGCUACAGCUUCACAAGAUCCAGUAGGGCUCAAGCGACGUCGUCUGUUGGUCAUUGCGUUCUUUGGAACGUUGGUGCCUAUGGUCUACUUCUUUAUUCAACACAAGGUACAUCAAGUACCUGGAGCCUAUACCAUCUAUGCAUUCUUUGAGUGGUCACUUAUUGUAUAUGAUGUUGGGUUUGAUGCGCUUAGUUGCUAUGAGUUUGACAGGUUUGAUCUAAAGAUUUAUCCUCGUACUGCAAAAGGAAUGGUUUAG
Rhizopus microsporus ATCC 52813 is the source of this 1018-nucleotide messenger RNA. RefSeq names its product fgf receptor activating protein. The transcript is spliced from 5 exons. Gene Ontology annotation, cellular component: Golgi membrane; endoplasmic reticulum membrane. NCBI's taxonomy places the organism in Eukaryota, Fungi, Mucoromycota, Mucoromycetes, Mucorales, Rhizopodaceae. Gene Ontology annotation, biological process: GPI anchor biosynthetic process. The record is from RefSeq and is a predicted model, not a curated record. The coding region runs from base 338 to 1018 and encodes 226 amino acids.